Messenger RNA from Penicillium soppii, 669 nucleotides. Its product is annotated as ribosome biogenesis protein RRS1. The record is from RefSeq and is a predicted model, not a curated record. Gene Ontology annotation, molecular function: protein binding. Gene Ontology annotation, biological process: ribosome biogenesis; ribosomal large subunit biogenesis; ribosomal large subunit export from nucleus. Bases 1 to 669 code for a protein of 222 amino acids. Gene Ontology annotation, cellular component: preribosome, large subunit precursor; nucleolus; nucleus. The transcript has 2 exons. NCBI's taxonomy places the organism in Eukaryota, Fungi, Ascomycota, Eurotiomycetes, Eurotiales, Aspergillaceae.
AUGUCUGAUACCGAGAUGGGUAACACCGCGCCCGCUGCGGCUGCGUCCAAGACCGAGAGACUUCCCAUUACCGUCUCCAAGCCCACCCCGUACACAUUCGACCUGGGCCACCUGCUAGUCAACGACCCCAACCCACUGGAGCUUGACCCCAACGAGACGCUAAACAACUCACUGAAAGCGACAGCCCGCGAUGGCGUGCAAGUUCUUCUCAACCAACUCCUGACAACCUGCGAAAUCAAAACCUCCGUGUCCGACGGUGUUCUCCUGACCCUCCCCGCCCCCAACAUCCACCUCCCUCGGCACAAGCCCCUGCCGACCCCGAAGGCGCCCACGAAAUGGGAGCUGUUCGCGCGCAAGAAGGGUAUUGGCAAGUUCAGCCAGAAGCCCGGUGCUGCCGGCAACGACAAGGAGCGCCGCAAGAAGCUGCAAUACGACGAGGCGACCGGCGAGUGGCUCCCUCGCUGGGGAUACAAGGGCAAGAACAAGGACGACGAGAACCAGUGGCUUGUUGAGGUCGAUGAGAAGAAGUGGAAGAAGGAAGCGGAAGCUAAUGCUCAGGGAUCUUCUAUCCGCGGUAUGUCGCGUACUGAGCGUAAGGAGCGCAUCAAGCGCAAUGAGCGUAAGCAGCGCUCUAAUGAGAAGAGGUCGAACCCUGCUCGGGCGAAGUGA